GGCAGCAAGACGGUUUAUCCAAUCAUAAUCGAGUACAGAGUGACGUUGCACAUGUAAACAAACAGAGACAGAGCGGCCAUGACAGUUACAGGAGAGUUCGAAUAGAGUCAACCGUCUGGUCCGCUGUCGUCGAAUAUAUCGGGUUUCCAGUGUCGUCGGUCAGACUACAGUGACCGAGACUGUGUGUCCGUGAGAUAGGACUGAAAUGAAAGACCCGAGGCUCAGCCUUAUCGCCCCGAACAUGACGAUCAGCAACGAGGUCAUCCUGAGCAACCAGUUCAGCUUCGAGGAGGACCCGUUCGCUGAGUAUAUGUGGAUGGAGAACGAGGAGGAGUUCAACAGGCAGGUGGAAGAGGAGCUGUGGGAAGAGGAGUUCAUUGAGCGUUGUAUGCAAGAGCUGCUGGAGGAGGAGGAGCAGUGGGAGUGGUUCAUUCCGUCCAGAGACCUCCCAUCUCAGGUGGUUAGUCAGUUGCAGGAUCAGAGCAGUCUGCUGGCUCUGGACACAGACGUCCACACAGAUGCAGACUUUGAUGUCGUGGUGAUUAACAGCAGUCUGAACCCUAAUGCCAAGGAGUUCAUCCCGGGAAUCCAGAAACACAUCAUGUGACCCCACUAGCUCUGUCCCCACCCCAGUCCGCACUGUGACAUCAACAAGAUGUCUGCCGUAUUUUCCAGUUGCCACUCGACCUUCAGUCUGACGUGUUGCCAAAGCUCUGCUCUCGCAUGUGUUCAAGUUCCAAGUACUGUUAAUGUUAGUUACUGCGAUCCUUCACCUGUCUGUCCGUCUGUCUGAGCUAACUCUCUGAAUGUAAAUCAGCUAAGAGUGUUUGUGUUCACUUUAAAACUGGUUUCUGUUACAAUCAGUUCUGACGUCUCUGCUCACGUUCUGAGCUUUUAUUUGCACUUUUAUAAAAACCUAAAAACAAACUUAUUUAGAGUUUAUAGAGCUGGUCUGAUCUGGCUGCUUCGAUCUUUAGGUUUGUUCUCUCUGCUUUUCUUCACCUUUCCCAGAAUCCUAUGUGUUUUUCCAUCCCCGCUGGCCCUCAGGUCCGCUGGCACUCCGCUGCCACAUCAACUGAUGUUUGUUGUGUUUUUCUAAAUGCACAUAAAGUACUGUAUAAAACAUCGUACAAAGAAAAAAUAUUUGAAAAAAAUAUCUAUUUUUUCUUAAUCUAUUUGAAAAUAAAUGUUUAUGGAGAAAAAGA
Messenger RNA from Scatophagus argus, 1205 nucleotides. RefSeq names its product polyadenylate-binding protein-interacting protein 2-like. The record is from RefSeq and is a predicted model, not a curated record. The coding region runs from base 206 to 607 and encodes 133 amino acids. The transcript is spliced from 4 exons. Gene Ontology annotation, biological process: negative regulation of translational initiation. Gene Ontology annotation, molecular function: mRNA regulatory element binding translation repressor activity. NCBI's taxonomy places the organism in Eukaryota, Metazoa, Chordata, Actinopteri, Scatophagidae. Gene Ontology annotation, cellular component: cytoplasm.